AUGGCAGUGACAUGCAUGGCUCUCAGUUUUUCUUCACACUUGCUGACAACUUGGACUAUCUGGAUGGGAAACACACAGUGUUUGGGGAAGUUGCGGAAGGCUUUGAUAUUCUUGAAAAACUCAAUCAACACAUACUGUGAUGAGGGUAACAGACCAUUUCAGGAUAUAAGAAUCUAUCAUACUGUCAUCCUCGAUGAUCCAUAUGAAGACCCAGGUGGCCUGAUAAUUCCUUCAGUAUCUCCUCUUCCCACAGAGGAAAUGUUGAAUAGUGACCAUAUUGCAUGUGAUGCUGACAUUGAUGAGGACAAGGACAAAACAGAGGAAGAGCUUGCAGAGAUGAUGGCAGAAAAAGAAGCCAAAGCCAACACACAGAUUUUGGAAAUGGUGGGUGAUCUUCCUAAUGCUGAUGUUGCACCUCCAGAAAAUGUACUAUUUGUUUGCAAGCUCAACCCUGUAACAACAGCAGAAGAUCUAGAAGUAAUUUUUUCACGGUUUGGUCCAGUCGUCAACUGUGACGUUAUUAAGGAUUCCAAAACAGGUGAAUCCCUGCAGUAUGCUUUCAUUGAGUUUGAAAAUCCUCAACAUUGUGAGAAUGCAUAUUUCAAAAUGGACAAUGUUCUUAUUGAUGAUAGACGCAUCCAUGUGGAUUUCAGUCAGUCCGUGUCUAAACUCAAAUGGAAAGGAAAAGGAAAAGGAGUAGAAAUCAUAUCUACUGGUGAUGCACCUGUUUACGUGUUAAAAAACCAGCACAGAUCAAAUAAUCAGUAUGAUCUGGUAUAUGAGCAUGAUGAUGUCAGAGCAGACUUCAAGAAGAGAACAGAUCUUGCAGGUGGUGCCAAAAGUCAACAAAAACGGAAGACUUCGCCAAGUCCAGUCCAUAGAAGUAUCAAUGAACACAAAUCCAGAGGUCAUAAAAGUAAAAGGUCCAGGUCAUUUGAUACAGAACAAGACGGGACAAGCAAAGACACAGAUGAGCUGGAGUUUCAGUCACAGAAAUCUCACAGUCGUAUAGAAAGGCAUAAUUUCAAGAAAGAGACAAGGCAGACAGAACAUUUUGAGAGGACUGAAUUCAAUGAGAAAAGUAAUGCGAGAAAGAGAAGUAAAGAGAGGAGAUUGGAUAAGAAAAGAUCUGCAUCCCAGUGGAACAAUAACAGUGAAGGAAGAGAGACAAAGUAUCAUAAGCAUACUCAUUAUCCUGGCACAGAUAGUGACAACACUCAAGCUGACAAACCUAAGGAUAAGAAAAAGAAGAAAAAGCACAAUAAACAUAAAAAACAUAGGUACAGUUCAGAUUAA
This is a messenger RNA of Candidula unifasciata, 1296 nucleotides long. NCBI's taxonomy places the organism in Eukaryota, Metazoa, Mollusca, Gastropoda, Stylommatophora, Geomitridae. The record is from the annotation of a GenBank genome assembly.